Messenger RNA from Hirsutella rhossiliensis, 1326 nucleotides. RefSeq lists its product as uncharacterized. NCBI's taxonomy places the organism in Eukaryota, Fungi, Ascomycota, Sordariomycetes, Hypocreales, Ophiocordycipitaceae. The record is from RefSeq and is a predicted model, not a curated record. The coding region runs from base 1 to 1326 and encodes 441 amino acids. The transcript has 3 exons.
AUGAAGAAAAUCGUGGAUACAGGACCACGCGACACCAUUGCAGGCCGCCUGGAAGACAUGUUUACGGACGUCAACCAGCAGAGCGACCGGUGCGUGAUUCAGAUCUCAGAUGGGAGCUUUGGAACUAUUGCAGGAGAUGCCGCGCUGAGACUUGACUUGGGGAUGCGGCUCAUGGCCGCGUUCCGCAUGUAUCAAGACCUGCCGACCGACGCGCAAAAGAAAGACCGCUUGGCGAAAGCGCGAAUGAAACCAGACGAGGCCAUCGCUGAACACGCUCUGCUGGCCGCUCGGAAGCCAGGGCGGUUCCGGUACGCAAAUCGCGAGCAGCGCAUCCAACAAGUGGUUGACGUGUUCGCGACGGCCGUUCCGAUGUCGACGCCGAAGCAUCGGAGCAUGCGGAUACCAGCGUGCGCGUCCAGCCUCCAAACCGAUACGGAAUACCCCACGAUCUGGAUCACGAACGCGAUAAACCCGGCUGUUCCUUCCGAAGCUGGACGAAGCGGCAGAAUCGGAUCAGACCGAGCUGCGCUCGUUGUUCAUCAGAAGGUCGGUGUAUUUGGCCUACUUCGACAACCUCCAUCGACCCAGGGCUGCACUGCAGACCGCGACGCGACAAAUCGAGAUGUGUCCAUGACUGACCGGACAUCCCCACCAUUGGAGCUGGACGCGCCACACGACGACUCGCAUCGAGCUGAUGACCAGAGGUCCACGCUGCAGCUAUUACGGCGAGACAUUGAGAAUGAGCGGUCAAAGUUAGAUCAGCUCAAUGCUCUGCUUGCCGCAGCGCAGGCCAAGAUCGAGGAUAAGGAAACGCUGUUGGGGAUGCUCGCUAGACAAGAGGAGGAACAACACGCCAAGAUCGAGGAGACGGAAACUUUGUUGGGACUACUCGCUACACAAGAGGAGGAAAACACGCCAAGCUGCGACAGUUGGAAGAGAUGCAGCAGGAGCAACAGGAAAACUGGAUCGCUUGACACAAAGGGUUGCAUCUCUUCGCGAGACCUUAUCCUGGCAACGAAAUUCGGCAAAUCACUUUAUGUUAAGUCGACGCAUUACCUGCCCUCCGACUGUCAAGGAGCAGCCUUUAUCCUCCAAUGCAUCAUGAGUCGAAGACAUAAUUUCAUGGCGCGAGCUUGGCACCCAUUUCGCAAGGGUUACGCCGUCGAAGAGAGGCAGGAGAAGAACGUCGAUGCGUUUGUCUUCGCGGCAAAAGUCACAAAAGCCUCGAAGUGCCUUGCCGUUCUCCGUCCAGUAAGAGCGGGACUCUCCAGACAGCAGAGGGUUGGCAUUCGUGGAAAUAGUCAUACCCCUAGCAAAGACUAUUGA